This is a messenger RNA of Procambarus clarkii (red swamp crayfish), 1110 nucleotides long. Lineage: Eukaryota; Metazoa; Arthropoda; Malacostraca; Decapoda; Cambaridae. The record is from RefSeq and is a predicted model, not a curated record.
AUGGCUGACGCCGUCAAGAUCUUCAAGAAGACUGCACCUAAUGGUAAGGUGACCGCUUACCUCACUCGGCGGGACUUUGUGGACCACCUCACCCACACCUCACCCGUGGAUGGCGUGGUCGAGGUGGACCGUGACUACCUCCGUGGCAGGCGGGUCUUCGCUCGCGUCGCCGUCACGUAUCGCUACGGACGCCCUCAAGAUGAGGUGAUGGGGCUGCCCUUCAGUAAGGAAUUAGAGUUGGUUAACAUCCAAGUUGCUCCCAAUGUCAGUGACGAGGAGCUCACAAGUGCCCAAGACAGCCUCAUCCAGAAACUUGGCGAUAAUGCCUACGCCUUCAGCGUCUCUCUGCCUCAGGACGCUCCCUGUUCUGUUACUAUUGACAACGGGGACAUGUCUAGCCAUCCUAUGGGUGUGAUCUACGAGCUUAAGCUCUAUGUGGCCAGCAGAAAGGUUGAGAGACCUCACAAGCAUAACUCUGUGAGCUUUUCCGUGCGCCGGGUUCAGUUUGCCUCCCUCGAACACAAUGUUUGCCGGCCCAAAACCUUGGUCAGCAAGAGCUUCACUUUCUCCCCCGGUAAGCUUGAGCUAGAAGCCAGCCUCGACAGGGGCAUGUACUUCCACGGUGAGGUUGUGGAGGCUCAUCUCAACAUCAGCAACGCCUCCAAGAAAACUGUCAAGAACAUCAAGGCUCAGAUUGUACAGGACGUGCAGGUGACGAUGACCAAUACCCAUUUAAGCCGGGUUGUGGCCUCCCUCGAGUCUCGCGAAGGUUGUCCCAUCCUUCCUGGAGCGAAAGUCACCCAGACCCUCAGCCUAGCUCCCCUGGCUUCCUCCUACAAGAAUCGCUUCGGGGUCGCCUACGACGGCCACAUGAAGGACGAAGACGUCAACUUAGCCUCUUCUACCGUAAUUCCUGCUGAUAGAACCGCCAGUGACACCCUGGGCAUUAUUGUGUCCUACUCUCUCCGUGUGAAGCUAGACUGUGGCGCCCUUGCUGGUGAGCUGCCUGCAGACUUACCCUUCAGGCUUAUGCACCCUGACCCUGGCGCUAAUAUGGCCACCCUCCGCAGAGUGAAGUUCACUGACAUGGAAAUUCGAAGACUUUGCUAG